Molecule: messenger RNA, 765 nt
Organism: Aspergillus tanneri
Lineage: Eukaryota; Fungi; Ascomycota; Eurotiomycetes; Eurotiales; Aspergillaceae
Product: GPI anchored serine-threonine rich protein
Exons: 1
Coding region: 1-765 (254 amino acids)
Source: RefSeq, a predicted model, not a curated record
AUGCGUUUCUCCACUGCUGCUAUCUUCUCCGCCCUUGCGGCUCUUGUUUCUGCUCACUCUCAGCCCGACUACAACCAGGCCCCCACUGGCAACCCCAUCUAUACACCUGGUUUGAAUCAAGUGGUUGAGGCCGGACAGACCUUCACCAUUACCUGGGAUCCUACCACCACCGGACCUGUUUCUCUGGUCCUCAUGCGUGGUCCCAGCACCAACGUCGUUCCUAUCGGCACCAUUGCUGAGCAGGUCCCUAACACGGGCCGCUUUGACUGGGUUCCCAGCACCAGCCUCGAGCCUGAUGUCACCCACUACGGUCUUCUGCUCAUUGUGGAGGGUACCGGCCAGUACCAGUACUCUACUCAGUUCGGUGUCUCGAACCCUCACUACGGCUCCUCUUCUUCUUCCACCACAAAGGCUGCCCCCACCUUGGUUCCUACUGAUGCCUCUGCCGCUUCUGCUACGACUGACGACGCAACUUCUACCCGUUAUGUGAGCGUUACCACGACCAUCUGCCCUAAGGGAACCGCCAAGUCCUCCAGCACCCCUCUUAUUGGUUCUAGCCGCCACGCCUCGACUCCUGUUGUGUCUCCUAGCAAGACCGCUGUUCAGCCCACUCUUCAGCCCACUCUCCAGCCCCAGCCAUCCGGUCCCUCCGGUAACCCCUCCACGACCGGCCCCGCUACGCCUUUGCAUACCGGUGCUGCUGGCCGCAACAUGAUCAGUUUCGGCGCUGUCGCCGCCGGUAUGCUUGCCAUGCUUGCUUUCUAA